Molecule: messenger RNA, 1216 nt
Organism: Adineta ricciae
Lineage: Eukaryota; Metazoa; Rotifera; Eurotatoria; Adinetida; Adinetidae
Source: the annotation of a GenBank genome assembly
CUAGUGGAAUCGAUGUUUUUUUUAUUGUAUAUUGACAGUUUGCUAGUGUUGUAGGCCAGUUACUUUGUUCGUAUAGGAACGAGAAUGACUCAGCAUUUUCAACAAAUAUUAAGAUACGAUGUGCGUUGUUUUCUGCCCUCCAUUUUCGAUAAGCAAUCGUUAUCAGUUCGAAGUUUCGUUUCUUGGUGGACUACUUUAUUAAUUCAUCUACCACCAUUUUCACUCGCACUUCGUCAGUAAAUAUUAAUGAGAAAGAAGCGAAGGGAUACCGAGUGGUAGCGUAGCGACAGGCAGCAACUGUCAACUGUUGUUCAGUAUCGUUUUCAGGAUCAUUUGUUAGGAUUUGAUUAUUUUUUACUAGUUGGUUAUCCAGGAUGUUGCAUACGUUGUUGAUUCAUGAUAGAAUGUGGUACUUCGUACUGAUGCAUGGUGUUGAUCACGUUGCUCGACGAACCUAUGUGUUGUUGAUGAUAAUACGGUGUGGGCGCAUUGGCUGUAUUAUUUUGGUACGGAUGUUGCACAUACAUGUAUGUCUGUGCUCUGUCUGUUGUUUGAGUAGUGGCUAGGGGAUUAUAGUAUACAACUGGCUGUUAUUGAUUUGCGUUGUUAUUAACGACCGUUGGUACAUCUGUUAGCGUUGUAUAAACUGGAGUGUUUUCGUGCACCGACGACUGCUGGUGCCGAUGCUCCAAAUGAUUACGGGUCAGCUGAUCUGAUCGAGACAUUUGUCCCCAAGUGUUGUUAUUGAACACUUAUAUUGGUGUAAGACAAUGAAAAGAUUAUGGAUGAGAAUAUUUUUUUAUAUUUGUAUAAGAAUAGGAAAUAAAAGAAAAGAGCAGACGCUUCUUAUCGCUAGAGUUUAUUUUUGAAAAGUGUUUGAUGUUCAACUACUAAUUCAACAUAACUUAAUGGAUAGAUUGAUUAAGUACCUGAAGAGAAUGAUCAAGACAAAGUAUGGGAAAUAUCUGAAAAGGUAAAAGAAAGUCUUUGCUUUCUCGAAGAGGUGGACAACGACCCUGGUAGUGAAGACAACGAUGAUGAUGGUGGUGAGGAUGAAAAAGACGAAAAAGAAGAAGAGCAAGCUAACAAUACAUCUAAUAUAUCAACAACUGAUAUUCAGCCAACGAAUGCAAGUAAAACAAAUGAUAUAUCAUCACAGCUUAUUUGCUCCAUGUGGUCUUGUGCAAGCAGAACAUAUCUGACUGUUACAUUUUAA